Molecule: messenger RNA, 1407 nt
Organism: Peronospora matthiolae
Lineage: Eukaryota; Oomycota; Peronosporomycetes; Peronosporales; Peronosporaceae
Source: the annotation of a GenBank genome assembly
AUGGACAUCCGUCCUGCUACUUCAGCGCCGGCGCUAGCGAGCACUUCGCUCCCAUCUUUCGUCUCUUGCAGUCGCGACUGCAAUGUCCCAGCUACUUCAGGAGCAUUGUCUGCUCUUUACAAAGAGAGUCAUCGAGCGUCUCCUGGUCCAUUUCAUGCUCCAAGUUUCAAGACGGAAGCCAAUUGUGCGACGUCACCAGCUUCUGGGACUGCUGACUCGUGGCCAUUGCCGAUGUCGAGUUGGUUGACAGCCUCGUUGAUGCCCAGACAGUUGGUACCAGUCACAUGUGCCAUGCCACGAAUGGACGACGGUUCGCCUACGAGCUCUGCAAUUGAACUCGACAGGUUCAGUGGGUUCGGUGCUGAACCUGUCGAAACUGACGUGGGGAGUCGCUCUUGCCGCUAUAGUUAUGGCUUUAGUGCUGCAGCAUUGACGGGGGCAAUGGAGCCAGAGACGAAACUACAUUGCGGCGCUUGCACGACUAUGGGUGCCGCUUUGGAGGCGAUUCCGUCGUCGCGAGUACCGGCUGUGAUUACAAGUCUUACCCCAGCAGCGCCAAGCCGGAAGCGCAAGCGGAUUCCUGGUGCGAUGCGCCUGCGCAAGUUUUUGUGCACAUAUCCUGGGUGCGGCAAAUCGUUCAAGGACAGUACUCGCUUGAGGGACCACACAGUUGUACACUUUCGUGUGCAAACUGGCGAGCAGCCAUAUGUUUGCCGUGUUCCCGGCUGCAGCAAGAGGUACUCGUCAUGCGCUGCGUUGCCGUCCCACCGCUCGUCACAUGCGUCUGAACAAUCGUUAACUGCACAACAAAUUCGGGGCGAAAGCGUCCGAGCAGCGGUCGAUGCUAAUGCUCCACAGCUGCAAGAGACGCGGAUGUCGCCGUUUGGAUGUCUGGAAUGCGGAAAACGGUUCCAUGUGCGUGAAUUGCUGAUGGCUCACUUGGAGAUCCACGCUGCUUACCGUGCAGCUGCUCUCGCCACUAUGCCAGCGACUGGAAACGCUACAAAUGAAUCAAGAAGAGGUGGAGAUGAAGCAGGUGCUCUGCAGUGGCACGGGUACGGUAUUGAGAGCUUGCCCAGUGUUGUUGGUACUCCAUCAUUCAAUGAGAGCAGAGAGUAUCAGGCUACGAUAAGAGCACAACAAAGCCAGAUUGAACUGCUGGAGGCUGAAGUCGUACGGCUGCGCAAACAGCUCUCUACGGUCCCUGCCGCAACUAGUGCUCCACCUGCAAUAGUGAUCAGUGAUCAGCUUGCAGUGACCCCUCCAGUCGCAAUGCUCUACGAUGGCUGUAAACCGUUUGAAUGCGGUAUCUGCCACAACCGCUUUACCAACUUCUGUCAGCUCACUUUUCACGGCAAGCACCAUCCACAGUCGCCAAUGACAGAAGUGGUGGGGAAGCAGGUUUGA